Beta vulgaris subsp. vulgaris (sugar beet) is the source of this 1274-nucleotide messenger RNA. RefSeq lists its product as uncharacterized. The record is from RefSeq and is a predicted model, not a curated record. NCBI's taxonomy places the organism in Eukaryota, Viridiplantae, Streptophyta, Magnoliopsida, Caryophyllales, Amaranthaceae. The transcript has 6 exons. Bases 612 to 1016 code for a protein of 134 amino acids.
UUUCAAGCUGUCAGUUACUACGGCUGUGUAAACCCUUUUUCUUCUAAUAUCAACAAGUAUUCCUCUGGUACUGGUAGUGCAGAGGUUAUUUGCUUUUAAUUUCCACCUCCGGUUCCCAUCACGGUUGCUACCUCCGGUUCCCCCUCAAGGUUGCUACCUCCGGUCCCCCCUCAAGGUUUCGCCCGACGACGUUUCUACCUUCGGCGCUCAUCUCCGACGAUGUUCAUCAAAAUUCGCAAUUCCAAUCUACCUAGUAAACCGUUUCAAUUUACAGGUAUGUGAUCUGUCUUGUGUGAGUGAAAUCAAGGCGCUCACUGCCAAAUGUUCUUCAAAGGGUGCUCCUCUUCAUGUUUUGGUAAGCUUGAUUCUUAGGUAAAUUAUGAUUUAUCUAUGUGUUCAAAAUCAUACUUUAUUUGGUGUUACUUGCAUUACAACCAUUUCCUUUUACUACCUAUGACUUUACUAAAUGUUACUUGUCUGAUCUGCAUAACUGCUAUAGCCUAUAGGUCAAUAAUGUUGGCAGUCUUGAGACUAACCGUGUCACAACUUCUGAAGGCUUCGAGCUGAAUUUUUCUGUAAACGUGCUGGGAACUUAUAUCAUCACAGAGUCCAUGUUACCCCUAUUAGAGAAGGCUGCACUUGAUGCGCGAGUGAUUACAGUUUCUUCUGGUGGAAUGUACACUGCUCCUUUGACAAAUGAUUUGCAGUACGCUCGAAACAAGAGAGUGCAGGUUGCAUUAAUAGAAAAAUGGGCUGAAAUGUACAAGGAUAAGGGAAUUGGAUUCUAUGCUAUGUAUCCAGGUUGGGCUGAGACACCCGGAGUUGCGAAAAGUUCGCCAGAAUUUUCAGAAAGGUUUUCUGGGAAAUUUCGAACUUGGGGAGAAGGCGCGGACACCAUAAUAUGGUUGGCUUUACAACCAAAAGAAAAGUUGGUCUCUGGUGGAUUUUACUUUGACAGAGCUGAAGCACCCAAGCACCCGCCAUUUGCAUCAACACGAAGCACAAAUGAUGAAUGAGUUCUAACUUUUCGCCUAAUUUUUUUAAACUUUAAUCCACUUUUGGACAUACAAUAUAUUUUUGGAUUUGGAUAUUGAUAUCGUGGAUGUGGCUAUAGGAUGAAUUUGAUCUUGUUUAUGAUUUAGAUGAAUAUUGAUAUGUAUAUAUAGUAGUUAUUUUAGAAGUUUAGAUUUAUGAUUAUUAGUUGAAUUAUUUUGUGAUAUAAAGAAUUUUGGAAGUUUGGAAUAUCAAUUCAAUUUAUUGGUUGUAAGAUCUUA